Messenger RNA from Loa loa (African eye worm), 306 nucleotides. RefSeq lists its product as hypothetical. NCBI's taxonomy places the organism in Eukaryota, Metazoa, Nematoda, Chromadorea, Rhabditida, Onchocercidae. Bases 1 to 306 code for a protein of 101 amino acids. The record is from RefSeq and is a predicted model, not a curated record. The transcript has 3 exons.
AUGGAAUUGCAUUCAUUACUAUUUAUUAGCUGCUAUGUGAUACUAUUACAGAGUUAUGCAUUCUCCGACAAAAUAUUGGGGAAACGUGAAAUUUCAAGCCUUUCAAAUAUUGCCAAAUUUAAUGAAGUUGAAGGUAGCGGUAUUCCACCAUUAUUAACAAACAAGCAGAAAAUUGAUGGAGCAGGAGUGGAUAUAGAAUGGGAUGGAUCAGGUAUAAGUCCGGAUGAUGAAGAUGGUGAUGUUGUUGAAGGUUCUGGAGCUGAAAUCGGUUCAUAUUUAAUUAUAUCAUUAAAAAUUAUGGAGUAA